Fundulus heteroclitus (mummichog) is the source of this 1551-nucleotide messenger RNA. RefSeq names its product FKBP prolyl isomerase 1Aa (gene fkbp1aa). NCBI's taxonomy places the organism in Eukaryota, Metazoa, Chordata, Actinopteri, Cyprinodontiformes, Fundulidae. Gene Ontology annotation, molecular function: peptidyl-prolyl cis-trans isomerase activity. The transcript is spliced from 5 exons. The record is from RefSeq and is a predicted model, not a curated record. Bases 101 to 430 code for a protein of 109 amino acids.
AUUUCCCUCCCCGUCCGCCCCGGCUGCUCCUCGGCGGGCCGCCCUCCUCCGACUCCCACCCUCCAGCGGUUGUCGACAGAGAAGACACGGCAACGCGAACAUGGGAGUGGAAAUUGAGACGAUAUCUCCGGGCGACGGAAGGACAUUCCCGAAGAAGGGGCAGCGCGUCGUGGUGCACUAUGUCGGUACCCUGGAAGAUGGAAAAGUCUUCGACUCGUCGAGGUCCAGGGGGAAGCCUUUUAAAUUCAGGAUUGGACAUCAGGAGGUUAUCCGAGGCUGGGAGGAGGGAGUAGCUCAGAUGAGUGUCGGCCAGCGGGCGAGGCUCACCUGCUCCCCAGACUUUGCCUACGGCGCCAAAGGUCACCCAGGGAUCAUCCCACCAAACGCCACUCUCAUCUUCGACGUGGAGCUGAUUAGUCUGGAGGCUUGAAACUCGUGCACUCAGCUUUCUUUAUUUCCACUCAGAUUUUUAGGGUUUGACUCCAGUCCCGGGAACAUGGAGGACAUAAAGAUGAUUCCUGCAUAGGACCUACAUCACUUUUUCAUUCUCCUGUCCAUUCAGAUCCAUGCUAAACAAUCUCACUGUUUAGGUUAGACUCCAAGUCAUAGGUCAGCCCACCCCGAGUGUUUUUUGCUCUGUUACUGGCGUGUAUUUAGAAGUUCUGUUUGUUUUUGGACUUAAAUUUGACGUUAUUGGCUAUGUUCGCUAACAGGACCAUGCUUUAGGUAGAUGUCAUCAUUCCUGUGGCUCUGUGGUUCCUACGUUGUAUCAAGAGUCAAGAAUCGAUGGUGAUAAUGGGAGGGAAAAAUUAGAAGUGAUGGACGGUGGUGGAAAUAUCCAACAGGGGAUAAAAAAAAAAAAUCAUAAUUGAAGGUCUUAACAAAUGUGAGACUUUUUGUUCAGCCGCAUUGGUUUCUUUAUUUUCAAAGUGACUUAAUUUGUGUAAUGUUUACAACAACCGCAACAAAAAAAAAAAAGGUUAGACCUGCUUCUUUUGCUUCUUCCGAGGACCUUAAGGAGUCAUUUUACCCAAAGCACCGCUUUCUCAUGCACAGUUUUGUCACACUGCUUGGCUUUUCCUUAAUUAUGAAGUGUUAUUUAAUGGUGUUACAGCACAGUAAAAACAAACGGGAAAUAAAGGAAACAAGCUUCUUAUUUACCAAAAGGAAACAGGGUGAUUAAUGUGCCAUUUACACUUUCUGACAGAAAUUAAAUAUACACUGAUGCCCAUAUAGGUGGAAAAAAAACUUUUUAGAUAUUCUUUUUUUUUUUUAUUGAUGUUAAGCUUUCAUUGUUGCAUUUUUUUUUUUUUUUAGGAGUCGAUCAAUAACUUUUGAGAAGAUCCACUCUCAAAAAUCUUAACUCACAUUUUCACAAUUAUUACAUAAGAGAUGAAACUCAUUUUUUUCCAACUUUAUGGGCAACAGUGUUGAAGCACAUCUGUGAAUAAGGACUUUUUUUGCUUUGGAUACAAAAGUUGGAAUAUGGCAAUAUUAAGUAAACCAUAUACAAACCAUAUUUUGCAAUAAAAUGCUCUCAGACUGCUCAAA